Linnemannia hyalina is the source of this 2208-nucleotide messenger RNA. Lineage: Eukaryota; Fungi; Mortierellomycota; Mortierellomycetes; Mortierellales; Mortierellaceae. The record is from the annotation of a GenBank genome assembly.
AUGGAGAAGGAAGAAGUCAUUCACGAAAAGUACGAGAACGAGAAGCAGUUCGACGACGUCGAGCCUCAGCUCAACCUCGAUGAGGAAGAUGAUUCCCCCAUCGAAGAAGUUCGAGUUACCAUCUCCAACACCGAUGACCCCACUAUGCCCUACAACACAUUCCGCAUGUGGUUCCUCGGUCUCUUCUGGACCUGCAUCAUCUCCUUUGUCAACCAAUUCUUCUAUCUUCGUCAGACCCAGAUCUCGAUCGGUUACUCUGUCGUCGCCCUUCUCUCGCUCCCCAUGGGUCACUUCAUGGCCCGUGUCCUCCCCACCAGCCAGUUCAACCUCUUUGGCUUCAAGUUCUCGCUCAACCCCGGUCCCUUCAACAUCAAGGAGCACGUCCUCAUCGGAACCAUGGUCGCCUGUAACCAGGGCACUGCCUAUGCUGUCGACAUUGUCAUCUUGCAAAAGUUGUGGUACAACAGCGAGAAGUCCUUUGUCGCCGGCAUGUUCCUUGUCCUUACCACCCAAAUCACAGGUUUCGCCAUUGCUGGUGCCAUUCGUCGCUUCUUGGUCCGCCCUGCUCACAUGAUCUGGCCCUCGACCUUGGUCACUGCCUCGCUUUUCCGUUCACUCCACGCCCAGCGUGACGAGGACAAUAGCGGUCGCAUGUCGAGGAUGAAAUACUUCAUGAUCAUCGCUGGUGGUUCCUUUGUGUACUACUGGCUCCCCGGUUUGAUCUUCCCCACCAUCGGUUACAUUGCCUGGAUCUGCUGGAUCAACCCCAACAACGUCGUCCUCUCCCAGCUCACCGGCACUAAUGGUCUUGGUAUUGGUGUCAUUGCCCUCGACUGGUCUGCUGCCUCGUACUACAUCGGACCAUUGGUCACCCCUUGGUUCGCCCAGGUCAACAUCUUGGUCGGUUUCAUCCUCGUCGCCUGGGUCAUGGUCCCCUGGGCCUACUACUCUGACCUCUGGGGCUCCAAGACUUUCCCUAUUGUCACCGCCGUAUUGUACAGGGGCAACGGGUCCGAGUACGACAAGAGUCUUGUCCUCAACGCCCAGGGUAUCUUGGAUGAGCAGUUGUACGUCGAGUAUGGUCCUCUCCGCAUGGACUCCUUCUUUGCUCUGACCUAUGGAGUCGGUUUCGCCGGUCUGACUGCCACCAUCGUCCACGUCCUCCUGUACAACGGUCGCGAGAUUGUCGAGCGCUGGAAGUCUGCCCGUGCUGAAAACGAGGAUGUCCACUCCCGCUUGAUGCGUGCAUACCCCGAGGUUCCCGACUGGUGGUACGGUCUCCUCUUCAUUGUCACCUUCGCUCUCUCCAUGGUCACUUGUGUUGUCUGGGACUACAUGCCUUGGUGGGCCCUUCUUCUCGCCCUUGCUAUCGCCAUCAUCUUUGUCUUGCCCGUCGGUAUCGUCCAGGCUGUCACCAACCAGCAGCCUGGUUUGAACAUUGUCACUGAGUACGUUAUCGGUUACAUCUUACCCGGUAACGCAAUCGCCAACGUCACCUUCAAGACCUACGGUUACAUCGUCAACGUUCAGGCCCUCAACUUUGUCUCUGAUUUGAAGCUGGGACACUACAUGAAGAUCCCUCCAAAGGUCAUGUUCAUGGCCCAGUUGGUCUCUGCCGUCAUCUCCUGCAUCAUCAAUUUGGGUACUGCCACCUGGUUGAUCAACACCCGUCCUAACGUCUGCACCCCACAAGGCGCACCCUUCACUUGCCGUUCCACAAAGACCUUCUACUCGGCCUCGGUCAUCUGGGGUGCCAUCGGACCUGCUCGCGUCUUUGGUAGCAAGGACGACGCUCUCUACGCCCCGGUCCAGUGGGGUUUCCUUGUCGGUGCCCUCCUCCCUCUUUUCUUCUGGGCCCUCUCCAAGAAGUUCCCCCAUAUUGAAUGGUUGAAGCUCGUCCACUGGCCUGUGUUGCUGGCCGCCACCUCCAACAUGCCUCCCGGUCUUCCCUACAUGUACACCAACGGUCUUGCCCUCGGCUUCAUCUUCGCUUUCUGGCUCAGACGUUACCGUUACGACUGGUGGUCUCGCUACAACUACCUGACCUCCGCUGCCUUAGAUACCGGAGUGGCCAUCGCUGGUCUCCUGAUCUUCUUUGCUGUCCAGUCCUGGGAUGGCGAGUUCCCCGCCUGGUGGGGUAACCCUGCUGACGGUGUCUAUGAUCACUGUCCUCUCGGUGGCGCCAACUACGCAGGUGAAUCCUGGUAG